This is a messenger RNA of Solanum lycopersicum (tomato), 1843 nucleotides long. RefSeq names its product AAA-ATPase At4g30250-like. Gene Ontology annotation, molecular function: ATP hydrolysis activity; ATP binding. The record is from RefSeq and is a predicted model, not a curated record. NCBI's taxonomy places the organism in Eukaryota, Viridiplantae, Streptophyta, Magnoliopsida, Solanales, Solanaceae.
AACACAGUCACUUUUUUUAAUCAAAAUUAAACUAUAUUUACACCCACCAAAUUAUACUCUUAUCUCCCAAACUUCAUCUCCAUUUCUCUCUUCUCUCUUCUCCAACAAACAAUCAUCAAACAUGGAGAUAUUGUCACAAAUCUGGUCCUUCUUAGGCCUACUAACAGUUGUUCAAAACGUUUUGCCAACUCAGCUUCUAUCCUUAUUUCAUUCUUUCUACGAAUCUAUUCAAGAUUUCUUCAGCCCUUAUUCCUACUUCGAAAUCCCUGAAUUUAACGGUUAUUGUGGCGUUGACGUUAACGAUCUUUAUCGACACGUAAAUCUUUACUUGAACUCCAUUAAUUCCUCUUCCACUUGCCGUCGUCUUACUCUCUCUCGCUCUAAAUCUUCCAACCGCAUUUCCUACACCGUUGCGCCUAAUCAGAUGGUGCACGACGCUUUCCGCGGACACCACCUUACUUGGACGCAUCAAGUCGAUAACGUUCAGGAUUCUGUUGAGGAGAAGCGUAGCUUCACCCUCAAACUCCCUAAACGUCAUCGACUUGAGCUCCUCCCUCCUUACCUCGAGCAGCUAACUGCUCGAGCUGAGGAGUUCGAGAGAGUCUCUCGUGAGAGGAGGCUUUUUACGAAUAACGGUCAUGGUUCGUAUGAAUCUGGCUGGUCUUCUGUUCCCUUUCGUCACCCUUCCACGUUCGAGACACUCGCUCUCGAACCGGACCUGAAAACACAACUCAUGGAUGACCUAACUGCAUUUUCACAAGGGAAAGAGUUUUAUCAUAAUAUCGGACGUGCAUGGAAGCGUGGAUAUUUGCUGUAUGGACCUCCAGGGUCUGGAAAAUCUAGCCUCAUUGCUGCUAUGGCGAACUUUCUGUGCUACGACGUGUAUGAUCUCGAGUUAAGCAAAGUCUCUGACAACUCUGAGCUCAGAGCUUUACUCAUACAAACAACGAAUCGAUCCAUUAUUGUUAUUGAGGACAUUGAUUGUUCUAUUAACUUAACGGGGGAUAGGAUGGCGAAAAUGAGGAGCAAUCAUAAAAAGAAUCGUAAUGUGAUGAUGAGCGAUAACGCUGAAGAUAACGGACGUGUGACGUUAUCUGGCUUGUUAAACUUCACCGAUGGGCUAUGGUCGUGUUGUGGAGAAGAAAAGGUUAUUGUUUUCACUACGAACCACAAAGACAAUGUAGACCCGGCGUUGGUUAGAUGUGGGAGGAUGGACAUGCAUGUUAGCCUUGGCACGUGUGGGAUGCAUGCCUUCAAAGUCUUGGUGAAGAAUUACCUAGGUUUAGACUCGCACGUGCUAUUCGACGUCGUGGAGAGCUGCAUAAGGUCAGGUGGGACCCUCACGCCAGCUCAUAUAGGAGAGAUCUUGUUGAGGAACAGGAGGGAUGCUGAUGUGGCGGUGAAGUCCGUGUUGACCGCCAUGCAAGCAAAGAUAUUAGGUGCUGACGUGGAUGCUACGGAGGGCGGACACGAGAACGAUGACAUGGCAAGGACGCCGGAGAGCAUAGGUCGGAGGAUGAUGGAGUCGCCGGAUCAUUGGCCGGAAGGUUCACCGGAGAAAAAGAAGAAGAAAGAAGGGUCAACUAGGGAUAAAAAUGUCAAAUUCUUAGUAAGACUUAGAUCGUUGACCAAGUCAGACUCAGGAAGAAGAGGUGUGUAAAUGUAAUAAAUGGAUGAUUAUCUAACAUUUUAAGUUAGGUUAAUGAGAAAUGUUAAUCUAGUUUACGUACGAGUGUUUUGAAAUGGAAGUUUUGGCUGGAUUUGAGUACCCCAUUUUAUUAAAAGAUAUGUGGUGUUCACUUUAGGGAACAUUUAGAUAUUAUAUAUUUCAAUAUUAGUCAAA